AUGGUCGAGGGAACAAGAAAUAUAUACACUAUAAAGAUGCUAAAAAAGGAGAUUCCUGGGUAUCUUCUAUAUCAAUAUAGGAAUAAUGAUUUAAAAAUGAAUAUCGUGUAA
Theileria orientalis strain Shintoku is the source of this 111-nucleotide messenger RNA. RefSeq lists its product as hypothetical. Bases 1 to 111 code for a protein of 36 amino acids. The record is from RefSeq and is a predicted model, not a curated record. Lineage: Eukaryota; Apicomplexa; Aconoidasida; Piroplasmida; Theileriidae. The transcript has a single exon.